Molecule: messenger RNA, 3590 nt
Organism: Syzygium oleosum
Lineage: Eukaryota; Viridiplantae; Streptophyta; Magnoliopsida; Myrtales; Myrtaceae
Product: receptor protein kinase TMK1-like
Exons: 4
Coding region: 247-3063 (938 amino acids)
Biological process (GO): protein phosphorylation
Molecular function (GO): protein kinase activity; ATP binding; protein binding
Source: RefSeq, a predicted model, not a curated record
UCUUCUCCUCUCUCCCUCCCUCUCUCUCAAAAGCAACAGUACAUCACCUCUCUCUCUCUCUCUCUCUACUGUGCGUGCAGUUUCCGUUUCCAUGGUCGAACGUCAGGAGAGGCAGCGCCUCUCCCACGCGGCGGACGCCCCGCAUGAACCCUAGGAAGGCCCCCGUCAAAGACCCCCCUUCCGCCUCCGCCUCCGUCCCCCGCCGCUCCCCCGCCGGCCUCCCGGCGGAACCCGCGGAGGCCCCAGAUGGGUCGCCGGGUCCUCCUCGCCCUCCUCCCGGCCUUCCUGUGCUGCUGCCUCCUCCUCCUCCUCCUCCUCACCGCCGCCUCGGCCCAGACCCAGCAGGACGACGUCCUCGCAAUGCAAGCGCUCAAGAAGAGCCUCGCCCUCCCUUCUUCCCUCGACUGGUCCGACCCCGACCCGUGCCAGUGGACCCAGGUCUCGUGCUCUGAUAACCGGGUGACCCGGAUCCAGAUAGGCAACCGAGGCCUCACCGGGACCCUCCCGCCGGUCCUCGGCAACCUCACUUCCCUGGUGCGAUUCGAGGUCAUGACGAACAAACUCACCGGCGCCCUGCCGAGUUUCGCCGGGUUGGCUCAGCUGCAGGUGUUGUUUCUUAACAACAACAACUUCAGCUCCAUUCCUCCGGAUUUCUUCUCUGGUAUGUCAGCUUUGCAAGUGGUUGAUCUGAGCUAUAAUGACUUCGCUUCUUGGGAAAUUCCUGAUAGCCUGAGAAAUUGCACCUCCCUUCAAAAUUUCACCGCGAAUGGAGCGAACGUGAACGGUCGAAUCCCCGAUUUCAUAAAUGUGGAGAAUUUCCCCAGUAUGUUCGAGCUUCAAUUGGCCUUUCAUAACCUGGAGGGCGGGUUGCCCGCGAGCUUCGCCGGGUUGCCGAUUCAGAUCCUCUGGCUGAAUGGGAAGAGUGGGAAUUCCAAGCUCAACGGGACGAUGGACGUGAUAGCAAAUAUGACCCAGUUGGCUCAGGUUUGGUUGCACAGCAACCAGUUCACGGGUCCUAUACCCGACGUUUCGAAUUUGAAGAAUCUGUGGGAUUUCAGUGUGAGGGACAAUCAGUUGACUGGCGUUGUCCCCGAGUCCCUGGUGAAGCUUCCUAGCCUCAAGGUUGUGAAUCUGACGAAUAAUCUGCUCCAGGGACCGAUGCCUGCUUUUGGUACUGCUGUUCAGGUCGAUAUGCAGGGUCAAAAUAGCUUUUGCUCGUCCACUGCGGGUGCUCCUUGCGAUUCCAAAGUUAAUAUACUGCUCUCCAUUGCUGAACCAAUGGGUUACCCUGUUAAGUUCGCUCAAGGUUGGCAAGGGAACAAUACUUGUGACUCGGGGAAUUCGUGGACAGGGAUUACGUGUUCUGGGGGCAACAUCACAGUUAUUAAUUUCCAAAACAUGGGUCUUUCUGGAACUAUUUCUCCUCGAUAUUCUCAGCUUACAUCGCUGCAAAGGUUGUUACUGUCCAAAAACAAUCUUACCGGUACAAUACCUGUUCAGCUUGCGACUCUGCCUAAUCUCAUAGUGUUGGACGUUUCCAACAACAAUUUGUCUGGUAAAGUACCUAGUUUUCAGAGCAAUGUGAACGUAAUUACAAGUGGUAAUCCUAACAUGGGUAAAGACAUUGCUGUACCUCCUAGCGCUCCUGAUUCACCUCCCCUGGGACCGGGUGGUGACAAGAAGAAAUCCAGUAUUGCAAGGAUUGUGGUUCCUCUAGCUGCUGGUGCUUCUGUGAUUGCACUGCUCGGUUUGUUUAUUUGGUAUAGAAAAAGGCCCAAGAGUUCUGGUAAAGUGCAAAGUCCAAACAAUGUAAUGGUAAUACAUCCUCGAUAUUCUGGCGACCAAAACGGUGUGAAGAUCACUGUUGCAGGAUCGAGUGCUAAUGGUGGUUCUAGCGAAAGCUACAGUCAAGGCAGUGGUGGGACGGGUGACGUUCAUGUGGUUGAAGCUGGGAAUAUGGUCAUUUCUAUUCAGGUGUUGAGGAAUGUAACGAACAACUUUAGUCAAGACAAUAUAUUGGGAAGAGGUGGUUUCGGGACUGUUUACAAGGGCGAAUUACAUGAUGGGACAAAGAUUGCUGUCAAGAGGAUGGAGUCCGGUGUAAUGUCAGAGAAGGGCUUGAAUGAAUUCAAGUCUGAGAUUGCCGUUCUUACGAAAGUCAGGCACAGGCAUUUGGUUGCAUUGCUUGGGUAUUGCUUAGAAGGAAAUGAGAGGCUUCUUGUUUACGAGUACAUGCCUCAGGGGACUCUCAGUAAACAUCUUUUCAACUGGAAAGACGAUGGAAUGAAACCUCUUGAGUGGACAAGAAGACUCAGCAUUGCCUUGGAUGUUGCCAGAGGGGUCGAAUAUCUUCACGGUUUAGCUCAUCAGACUUUUAUUCAUCGUGAUCUUAAACCAUCAAAUAUACUGCUUGGGGAUGAUAUGCGGGCAAAAGUGUCAGAUUUCGGACUUGUACGUCUUGCCCCUGAGGGUAAAUGCUCGAUUGAAACGCGUCUUGCUGGAACUUUUGGGUAUCUUGCACCAGAAUAUGCCGUGACUGGACGGGUGACCACCAAAGCUGAUGUCUUCAGCUUCGGAGUGAUCCUUAUGGAGAUGAUCACGGGAAGAAGGGCUCUUGAUGAAACCCAGCCUGAGGACAGUGUCCACCUUGUGACAUGGUUCCGGAGAAUGCACCUCAACAAGGACACAUUCCGAAAAGCCAUCGACCCAGUCAUCGACCUCGACGAAGAAACACUGGCAAGUAUAAGCACAAUCGCCGAGCUCGCAGGCCACUGCUCGGCAAGGGAACCCUACCAGAGGCCGGACAUGGGUCACGCGGUUAGCGUGCUCUCGUCGCUUGUAGAGCUCUGGAAGCCAUCUGAGCCGGACUCCGAGGACAUUUAUGGGAUCGACCUGGAUAUGACCUUACCCCAAGCGCUCAAGAAGUGGCAGGCCUAUGAGGGAAAUAGUAACAUCGACGAAUCUUCUUCCUCAUAUUUAGCGAGCGGCGAGAGCACCCAAACGAGUAUACCUACGCGGCCGUCUGGGUUCGCUAGUUCAUUCACUUCGGCAGAUGGGAGAUGAAGGUUUUUCUUGAUGUCGGACUUGACUGUCGAACCGUUUCAUGUCGAAUGAGGCAGAUCUUGUGGAGCUCUGAAAUAAGUCGGGACCGUGUGUGAUCCACAUUUUCUGGUGAUGAAUUCAGACUCUUGUGGUCAUAUGUUUCAUGUGCUGAUUGUGUGUUGGGGAGGUCUUCGGCGUCUUUCUUUGGAUCCUUUUUUGAUUUCUGCUUAGUCCCCGGUCCUUUUGUUGAAGCUGAGUAGGUCAACCGUAUCGACCAAGCUCGAGAAAGUAUUUUUGUGGUCUUCGAUUGAUGGCGUCGCGAGGAGCACAGAAGGGAAAAAGAAAAACCUCUUUCUCGGCCAAAUUGGUUAAGAUUCGAUGGCGGCAAGAUAGCAAACCAAAGGGGUGGAACAGCUAAGCCAAAGACCCCACCAAAUUUGUCUAGCGUUUGCUUUUUGGUAUUGAAUGAUGAUUUCUAAUGGGAAAAAUUCGAACUUUCUGUAUCCCAACUUUCGCGUUUUUUCUACUAAAUCUUUCGGUUCUCAUAA